Fusarium coffeatum is the source of this 3723-nucleotide messenger RNA. RefSeq lists its product as uncharacterized. Lineage: Eukaryota; Fungi; Ascomycota; Sordariomycetes; Hypocreales; Nectriaceae. Bases 1 to 3723 code for a protein of 1240 amino acids. The record is from RefSeq and is a predicted model, not a curated record. Gene Ontology annotation, cellular component: IRE1-TRAF2-ASK1 complex. The transcript is spliced from 2 exons. Gene Ontology annotation, biological process: mRNA processing; protein phosphorylation; intrinsic apoptotic signaling pathway in response to endoplasmic reticulum stress. Gene Ontology annotation, molecular function: ATP binding; RNA endonuclease activity; protein serine/threonine kinase activity.
AUGCUGCGACGACCUCCCGGCGAGGGACGUCGACCUCAGCAAAAGAAACUCCUCGCCUUUUUUGCUGUUAUACUAUUGCCUUGGUUACAGCUUGUCGAUGCUCAGCAGCAGCAAAGACCGGCUAGCGAAUUGCACCGCCCUGGUGGCAGUCAGCCUCUCGCCGAUGAUGCCGUUCAGUGGGCCGCUACACCCAUUGACGCGACAAACGCACGCGAGACUGUCAACCAAGUAAAGCGUGCUUCCGCAGUCCGACAACCUCGACAAAAUGACGAACGUACCCGAAAGAACAAGAAGAGAGAAUACCAACACACCCCUGACGAUGCGAGCGCCCUCGCAACUUUGGCUCCGGACUCUCGGUCCGUGGGAGCACCAAACCCUUCAUAUCGGUCCACUAGCGCUUUUGCUUCUGGGCUGGCCUCGCCGCAGAUUGCGCGGAACUUGAAGGAUUGGGAAGUGGAAGACUUUGUGCUUCUGGCGACCGUCGAUGGAGAUUUGUACGCCAAUGACAGGCGAACCGGAAAAGAACGCUGGCAUCUCGAAGUCGACCAACCCAUGAUAGAGACAAAGCACUACCGUUCCGAGGAGUCUGUUCUCAACGAAAACUACCGUGCAGUCGACCAUUAUGUUUGGGCUGUUGAGCCCAACCGAGACGGCGGAAUAUACAUGUGGGCGCCAGACUCGAACCAUGGCUUCAUCAAGACAGGAUUCACAAUGAAGAAGCUCGUGGAAGAACUGGCACCAUAUGCUGAUGACAACUCACCCGUGGUUUACACUGGUGACAAGAAGACGACAAUGAUCACCCUUGAUGCGGCGACCGGACGAGUUUUGAAAUGGUUCGGCUCUGGAGGUUCUCAUGUCAGUGAAGCCGAGAGCUGCUCACGUCCCGACACCCUAUACGACGCAGGCAACCUGGAAUGCAGCUCGACUGGCACUAUCACGUUAGGAAGAACCGAAUACAUUGUUGGAAUUCAGCGACGCGACGAUGGUCUCCCCAUCGCUACUCUCAAGUACUCAGAAUGGAGCCCCAACAAUUACGACAGCGACCUCUUCCAGCAACAUCACUCCUCGCUUGACAAAAAGUACAUUACAAGCCAACACGAUGGUAAGGUUUAUGCCUUUGACUAUACACGAUCUGAGAAGGUGCCCGUAUUUAGCGAGCACUUUUCUGCACCUGUUGCUCGAGUUUUCGAUGUGUGUCGACCAGGUGACGCCACAUCUGAGAGCAACCCAGAUCUCGUUGUCCUCCCCCAGCCGCCAAUGCCACCAGAGGAUGAGACACAGGACCGCAUGCGCAGCAACAGCAUUUUCUUGAACCAAACUCGAUCAGGAGAUUGGUAUGUCAUGUCAGGUCAAUUGUAUCCUCUCAUCGCACAUGCUCCCGUGGCCCAAAUGUCCCGCUCCGAUUGGUGGGAUAUUGCUCCUGCUUGGGACACGCUCAACCAGACAAAGCUGUCGAAGGUCCUGGUAGGCACCCAUUAUCUUGGAAAUGCCGAUAAAAGAGGUAGCUUCCAUGCUCCCAGUCUACCUGCUGGUUCAAUUGAGGCGCCAGAAGUACAUGAUGGGUACGACGACAAUGUGGAAUAUGAGAAAGACCCCAACCCUCAUACAGACAUUGGCUUCGCAGAUGAGUCUAUUAUUCGUGAUAAGUUCAAAUCGAUAUCCGAUGGUGUCGCCAAGAGUGUCAAGGACUUUAUUACCAAUCCUGUUGUAAUCAUUCUCUUUGUUUCAGCACUGUAUUACAACCAGAAAAAUAUCCGCCGACAUCUCAAGCGUGGCAAACGCAGGGGCUUCUGGAAGGAACUUCAAAAUAUCCUGGGCAUUACGGAAGCCAAUAUUGUCAAUGACGAUGUUGAUGAUGCUCAGAGCACCGACACCGAAGUCAAUCCUGAUACCACACCUGAACCCAUCACGGAAGAGGUCAAGCCCGAUACACUCGGCGAGCAGCUUGAGGAGAGUACGAAAGAGCCGCCUGUGCCAGCUCCUGAGUCGUCCAACUUGCAACCUGAUGGAUUCCCACAUACUCCUGUCAAGGAAGUCGAGCUCAGUGACCGGGAAGCAACCCCCAAACCCAAAAAGCCGGUGGCCGAAGUGGACGCAGAGACUCCCGUCAAGAUCGCGAAUGACCUGCAAAACUCUCUCCAGAACCAAUCCAAGAACUCGCCACCUGUCGCCAAUCAAAAUGGUGCAGCUCCCGAGAAAAAGAAGAAGGCACACAGAGGAAGACGUGGCGGCGUGAAACAUCGAAAGGGUAGAGCCCAAGAAGCUUCUCAGUCUCGCGGCGACGACCCUGCCGCUGCCACUGUUGAGGACGCCGUGAACAACGCCAAGAAGUUGGGAGAAAGACCUAGUCUCGAGCCCGAUGUCAUGACUGUCCAUGACGACAUGCAAUCUGUAACGGGCUCUACUAUUCGUAUGGGAAAUAUUGAGGUGAACACAGAUGAGCAAUUGGGCACGGGCAGCAACGGUACCUUGGUGUUUGCUGGUAAAUUCGAUGGCAGGGCGGUGGCUGUCAAGCGCAUGCUUAUUCAGUUCUACGACAUUGCCUCUCAAGAGACCAGGCUGCUCAGAGAGAGUGAUGAUCAUCCAAAUGUUAUCCGAUACUACUCGCAGCAAAUCCGCGACGGUUUCCUUUACAUUGCGCUCGAACGUUGCGCUGCUUCUUUGGCCGAUGUCAUCGAGAGACCACACUAUCACCGUGAUCUCGCAAACGCUGGCCGACACGAUUUGCCCAACGUCCUCUACCAAAUCACCAACGGAAUCAGUCAUCUACACGAGCUCCGCAUCGUCCAUCGCGAUCUCAAACCACAGAAUAUCCUCGUCAACAAGGGCAAGGAUGGCAAGCCAAGAAUGUUGGUAUCUGAUUUCGGACUAUGUAAGAAGUUGGAGGGUGGUCAAUCGUCCUUUGGCGCAACUACGGGUCGCGCUGCAGGAACAUCAGGUUGGCGUGCUCCUGAGCUUCUCCUCGACGAUGAUGCUCGAGAAGGUGCCAUGAUGGAGUUGAGUACUCAGAGUGGCUCCGGCUCUGUCUUGGUAGACGACAGCAACAUGCCUCGACGCGCUACACGAGCCAUUGACAUUUUCUCACUUGGCCUGGUCUUCUUCUACGUCUUGACCAACGGUUCUCAUCCCUUUGACUGCGGCGAUCGAUACAUGCGAGAAGUCAACAUCCGAAAAGGCCAGUAUAGCCUAGAUCUUCUCGACUCGCUUGGCGAUUUUUCUCACGAGGCCACGGAUCUCAUUGCAUCCAUGCUCGAAGCCGACCCCAAAAACCGUCCAACAGCGAAGGAAGUCAUGGCUCACCCCUUCUUCUGGUCAGCAAGAAAGAGGCUUGCAUUUUUGUGUGACGUCUCAGAUCAUUUUGAGAAGGAGCCGAGAGAUCCUCCGUCAGCGGCACUGGCUGAGCUUGAGGGCCACGCAUCAUCCGUGACAAGUGACUUCCUCAAAGCACUACCAAGAGACUUCGUCGACUCCCUUGGUAAGCAGCGCAAGUACAACGGGGCACGUCUCCUCGACCUGCUCCGUGCUCUACGAAACAAGAGGAAUCACUACGAGGAUAUGCCCGAGGCGCUCAAACGAAAUGUCGGGGCUCUGCCCGAUGGUUAUCUCGCGUUUUGGACUGUUCGCUUCCCUUCACUGCUUUUGGUGUGUUGGAAUGUUGUUUGGAGUAUUCGAUGGGACAAAACCGAUCGUUUCCGUGAAUACUACGAACCUGCGGCUCUCUAG